Manihot esculenta (cassava) is the source of this 1737-nucleotide messenger RNA. Its product is annotated as pentatricopeptide repeat-containing protein At1g63330. Bases 1 to 1737 code for a protein of 578 amino acids. The record is from RefSeq and is a predicted model, not a curated record. Gene Ontology annotation, molecular function: protein binding. NCBI's taxonomy places the organism in Eukaryota, Viridiplantae, Streptophyta, Magnoliopsida, Malpighiales, Euphorbiaceae. The transcript has a single exon.
AUGAAACAAUAUCACGCUGUCUUUUCCAUGUCCAAAACAAUUGAAUUGCUAGGAAUCUCACACGAUGUUUAUUCUCUUAACAUCUUAAUUAAUUGCUUCUGCCAUUUACACCUUGUGGAUUUUGGCUUCUCUGUUUUUGGUAAGAUGCUCAAAUUCGGAUUGGAGCCUACCACUGUGACAUUUAAUACCUUUAUUAAUGGGCUCUGUAUGGAGAGUAAAAUCGAUAAAGCAGUGGAAUUUUUCGAUGAUAUGGUUGCACGUGGUUAUCAACCUGAUGUUUAUACUUACAGUACGAUAAUAAACGGAAUGUGUAAAUUUGGGAAAACAAAUGUGGCUAUUGGGCUACUAAAGGGAAUGGCUGAUAGAGGUUGUGAGCCAAAUGUUGUGACAUACGGAGCAAUCAUUGACGCCCUUUGCAAGGAUGAGCUAGUUGGUGAGGCUUUAGAGCUCUUCUCUCAAAUGAGGAAUAAGGGCAUUUCACCUAAUGUCAUCACUUACAAUAGUUUAAUUCAUGGUGUUUGCAAAUUAGGCCAAAAGAACCAAGCUUUGGCCUUAAUGAAUGAAAUGGUGGAGCAGAACAUAUUACCAAAUGUUUAUACCUUCAAUGUAUUGAUUGAUGCUCUUUGUAAGGAUGGAAUGGUUUCAGAGGCUCAAAAUACAUUCAAUGUAAUGAUUCAAAGAGGUGUAGAGCCUGAUGUGAUCACAUACACAUCCUUAAUUGAUGGUCUUUGCAUUUCAGACCAAUUGAAGGAAGCUUUGGCCUUGUUGAAAGAAAUGGUGGGGAGGAACAUAUCCCCUGAUAUUUUUACCUUCAAUAUAUUGAUCGACACUCUUUGCAAGAAAGGACUGGUUUCAAAUGCACAAAAUAUAAUCAAAAUAAUGAUUCAAAGAUGUGUGGAACCUAAUGUUGUCACUUAUAAUUCAUUGAUGGAUGGAUAUUGUCUGUGCAAGCAAAUUGAUAAGGCUAGAAAGGUAUUUGAUCCGAUGGUGAUCAAUGAAAUAGCUGACGUUUUUAGCUACAACAUUUUGAUCAAUGGAUAUUGUAAGUGCAAAAUGAUAGAUGAUGCAAAGGAAAUUUUUGAUGAAAUGUCUCAUAAAGGUUUAGUUCCUGAUGUUGUUACUUAUCAUACUCUUAUAAAGGGUAUGUUUCAAGCAGGGAGGCCCCAAAAUGCAAAAGAGCUCUUUAAGGAUAUGUGCUCUCAUGGUCAACAACCAAAUAUAGUAACCUUCUCAAUUAUGAUUGAUGGCUUGUGUAGACAGGGUAAUCUCGAUGAGGCACUCACAGUAUUGAAAGCAAUGGAGAAAAGUCAGUUGAAGCCUAAUUUUGUGAUCUAUGGCAGUCUGAUCAAUGGUAUGUUCAAAGCUGGCAAGAUUAAUGAUGCCAAGGAACUUUUUUCUAGUCUUUUUGAAAUUGGUUUACAACCUGAUGUUUAUGUCUAUAAUGCAAUAAUGAAGGGACUCUGCCAACAAGGAUUAAUGGAUGAAGCGUAUAACGUAUUUAAAGACAUGGAAAAGGUAGGAUGCUUACCAAAUAAUUGUUGUUAUAACAUCAUCAUUCAAGGGUUUCUCAAGAAUGAGGAUUUACCAAAAGCAUCAAAACUAAUCAACGAAAUGGUUGAUAAGGGGUUCUCUGCUGAUGCUGCUACCACAGAACUGGUAGUACAUUUAUCGCGAAAUAAUGAUCUCAUUCUAAGCAAACUACGAAAUCGGUCUGAGGCUUCUAAAGGGGUGCAAUGA